Molecule: messenger RNA, 2161 nt
Organism: Manis javanica (Malayan pangolin)
Lineage: Eukaryota; Metazoa; Chordata; Mammalia; Pholidota; Manidae
Gene: SLC10A3
Product: solute carrier family 10 member 3
Biological process (GO): bile acid and bile salt transport
Cellular component (GO): membrane
Molecular function (GO): bile acid:sodium symporter activity
Source: RefSeq, a predicted model, not a curated record
CCCGGCGGGCGGAGCUCGCAGGCGUCCGCCGGUCCGGCAGGCGCUGGCCCCCGCGCCGAGCUCUGGGGCGGCGGUGGUAGGUGAGAUCUUCGGGCCGGAGAGGGCGGGCAGAAGGCGGCCUCUGGCCCCGGCCGGGUUCCGUGCUCGCCCGCCCGGGGAAGGACGCUGUCGCUGGGCCUGGGAGCGGCGUGAGGGCAGCCCCACCGCGACCCCGGGACCGCCGGGACUGGUCGCCGGCCUGCCGGUUGCGGGGCCGCAGCGAGAGCCCAGCGCCGGCGCGCCCCUUCUUCCCUCCCUCCCCGGUUCGUGCCCGAGCUCUGCUCGUACCCACUCCGGCAACUUCCGGACUCCCAGGAAGAGCUCUGCCAUCAAAGAAGACAACACAGGGCCAGGCCUCACCCAUGGACCCUUCUCAGGACCACCCGGCAGCACCAGCAGGGCUGCUCUCCUAAGGCACAGCGCGCCUGGGCACACCAUCCUUUGGUAGCAGCCAUGGUGCUUAGGAGGGGCAGGGGCAGCACCCAGUGGUGGUCUGGCCUGGGAGAGGGUGAUGGUUGCCCAGGUCUCCUAGGCAUGCUCAGGGCUGCCCUGCUGCUUCUCAGCCUGCCAUGUGGGGCCCAGGGAAUAGCCAGUGCCAAUCACAGCACAGCUCUGGGCGAUACCAUGCCACUGACAGGGGGCUGCUACUUGAGCAUUGGGGAUGGCUCUGUCAUGGAGUUUGAGUUCCCAGAGGACAGCGAGGGCAUCAUUGUGAUCUCAAGUCAGUACCCAGGCCAGGGUAACACAACAGGGCCCAGCCCCAUCCUGAGGGUCACCUCCCUUGACGCAGAGGUGCUGACCAUCAAGAAUGUGAGUGCCAUAACCUGGGGUGGUGGGGGCGGCUUUGUGGUGAGCAUCCACUCAGGCCUGCCUGGACUAGCCCCACUCCACAUCCAGCUUGUGGAUCCCCAUGAGGCCCCAUUUAUGCUGAUUGAGGAGCGGAGAGAUUUCUGCAUCAAGGUCUUGCCUGCUGAAGACACCCCUGCCACCCUUGGCACCGACCUAGUCCACUUCUCAGAGAACCCAAUACUCUAUUUGCUCCUGCCUCUUAUCUUUGUUAACAAGUGUACAUUUGGGUGCAAAGUGGAACUCGAGGUUCUGAAGGGGCUCCUGCAGAGCCCCCAGCCCAUGCUGCUGGGUCUCCUGGGCCAGUUUCUGGUCAUGCCCUUUUAUGCUUUCCUGAUGGCCAAGGUCUUCAUGCUGCCCAAGGCCCUGGCUCUGGGCCUCAUCAUCACCUGCUCGUCACCUGGCGGCGGGGGGAGCUACCUCUUCAGCCUCCUCCUUGGAGGGGAUGUCACCCUGGCCAUCUCCAUGACUUUCAUCUCAACAGUGGCUGCCACUGGUUUCCUGCCCCUGUCCUCAGCUAUCUACAGCCGUCUGCUCAGCAUUCAUGAAACACUCCACGUGCCCAUCUCCAAGAUCCUGGGGACCCUGCUGUUCAUCGCCAUCCCCAUAGCAGCAGGGGUGGUGAUCAAGUCCAAGCUCCCCAAGUUCUCCCAGCUGCUGCUGCAGGUCAUCAAGCCCUUCAGCUUUGUACUGCUCCUGGGUGGCCUCUUCCUGGCCUACCACAUGGGGGUCUUCAUCCUGGUGGGUGUCAGGCUGCCCAUUGUGGUGGUGGGCUUCACAGUGCCCCUGGUUGGCCUCCUGGUGGGCUACUGCCUGGCUGCAUGCCUGAAGUUGCCAGUGGCCCAGCGGCGGACAGUUAGCAUUGAGGUAGGGGUGCAGAACAGCCUGCUGGCCUUGGCCAUGUUACAGCUGUCUCUCCGCCGCCUUCAAGCUGACUAUGCCUCCCAGGCCCCCUUCAUUGUGGCAUUGAGUGGCACCUCAGAGAUGCUGGCCUUGGUCAUUGGCCACUUCAUCUAUAGCAGCCUGUGCCCAGUUCCCUGAGACCCCUGGGUCAAGCUUUUGCCACCCCUAGCCCCUACCCUCCCACCCACUGUCCCCACAGUUCUUGUGUACCAAAGGCCUUUAGUUCUCAUGCACUAUGCACUCAGAAAAAUUCAGGCUUAUUUUUUUUACUGGUUUUUUUAUUCUCCAGCUUUCAGUGCCAAAGAGGCCACACUGAGUUAGGUAGGUGGGUACUGCCCAGAAAAUACAUUUCAAUAAAAGAGAAGCAAGCUUG